Molecule: messenger RNA, 1364 nt
Organism: Mauremys reevesii (Reeves's turtle)
Lineage: Eukaryota; Metazoa; Chordata; Testudines; Geoemydidae
Product: complement decay-accelerating factor-like
Exons: 10
Source: RefSeq, a predicted model, not a curated record
AUGGUUGGUGUUGGCUACCAUCUUUAUCCUGAUGACUCUCAGAUCUACUUUACGAGUCGUAUCACUUGCUCCCUGGACAGCGCCCGGAGGCAAAGCAGUGACACAAGCCCCGCCCCAGUUAUCAGGCCCCGCCCCAUCCUCUCCUGGCCUCUCCCCGCCCCCUUCCUCGCUGUCCCCGAGCUCCUGCCCCGACGGUGCGGGCAGAGCCGGAGCGAGCGGUCGCGCCCAGAGGCUCCGCAGCGGCCCCGCCAUGGUCUCGGCUCCGCGCUGCCGGCCCGGCGCCCGGGGCUCCUGGCGCUGCUGCUGCUGCCCCUGCCCGGGGCUCGCGGUCAGUGUGGGGCCCCGCCAAGGCUCAUUCGUGCCGUCCCCCAUGAUACCAGUUGCACAGAGGGCUGCCCUAUCAGCACACAAGUGACCUACAGGUGCCGUGAUGGCUUUGUUAAAAUCCCUGGAAAGUCAGACACUGUCGUUUGCCUUUCAAACUCAGAGUGGUCACCCUUUGGAGAGUUUUGUAGUGGUGGCUGUGAUGCCCCACCAAGGUUAAAAUCUGCUACCUUAAGCAAGGAAGAUGGGCAGAAGAAUUACUCUCCUCCUGGGAGCACUGUGAGUUAUGUCUGUCGCCCAGGAUAUGAGAGCACCGAACUGAAACGUGUCAUUACUUGUCUUGAGAAUUUAACAUGGUCAGAAGCCCCUGAGUUCUGUAGAGGGAAAUCGUGUGGUGUUCCAAAAGGACCAGAGCAUGGCAGAGCUGUUGUUCUAACCAAUGACCUGUUUGGUGCAAAAGCAAACAUCAUUUGUGAUGAAGGGUUCAGAUUACAUGGACGGACUUUCAUCCAAUGUUUGCUGAAGGGAGAUCAAGUUGAAUGGAGUCAACUUCCAACUUGUCAAGCGAUUACUUGUUCUCCUCCUCCUAAUAUUACCAAUGGGAUGCACAAUGGCAGCAACGUGGAAAUCUUUGUCUAUAACUCAUCGGUAACUUACAAAUGUGACCAUAAUUUCUCACUUAUUGGAGAGGCCUCCAUUCACUGUACAACUAAAGAUAACAUCAAUGGAGUCUGGAAUGGGUCUGCCCCUGAAUGCAAAGGCCCUUGUGAUUCUCCUCCAAGAUUGAGUUUUGCUGAGCUGCCUGGGGUAGUGAACAAUUCCUAUCCUGUUGGGACCGAACUGAAAUACUCCUGUCGCCCAGGAUACGUUUUGGGCUCUGAAAAGUCUCCUUUAGUUACAUGUCUUGCAAAUUCAACAUGGUCAGUAGACCCUGAGAUUUGUGUAGGAAUACCAUGUAAACAACUAGAACUAGAAAAUGGCAGGGUUCAUUUAACGGAUCACCUGGUUGGUGCAACAGCAACCUUCUCCUGUAAUGAAGG